CUUCAACUUGGAAACAAUACGCCGUGCUUAGGUUAUCUACCUGUACAUACGAGUUUUAAAUGGAGUGAAAUACGGUAUGGAUAGUAGGAAUAUCAGAAUGUGACAGGUGCUAAAAAGAUGAGUAGGCCUAACGGAUAUACUUCCUACAGAGGAAGCAGUAGAGAAAUUAGACCUACGUCGGCAGAGCUGGUAGAUCUCCAUGUAUAUGUAGUACCACCAGAGAUAUGGAGGGAACGUUAUAACAACUUUUUAAAUCAGAAUGUAACAGAGACGAUCUCAGCAGGAAUUAUCAGGGUACAUCCUGAGCGUUUGUUGUAUGAUCUCCGCGAUGAGCUGGAGCAGCAGGUUGGGGUGGAGAUGCUCCCCCGAGAUUUUGUGUUCCUCAAAAGUGUUGGUCGCAGCAUCACAAGGUUAAAACAAAAGCAAGAAUACCAGUUAAAAGCAAAGCAUUUUAUUCCACCUCAGGCUUAUGCUCCUGAGUUGUAUUUAUUAGAGGUCAGUCCAGAUGACCGAGAGAGCAGUCGGACGUCAACGCGGCCACAAUCACCAUACUCCCAAAACCCAGAAAAAAUUUCACAAGUAAAAGUGGCAAUCAAGCAAAAAGAUUCAUCCAAGGCAAUUUUAGUGAAAAAAGAGAAAAGUCGACCUUCAAAGUUCAGAACCGAAGAGACCAAAAGGCGGACAAAAAUUAUCUCUCAAGAAAUAUGUGAGGAUGAACGUCGGUCAGCCAACAAAUCUAAACAUAGGCAUAAUCAGUCAUCCCCAUACCACUAUUCCCCCCUCCCCAAAAUCAGAUCUGGCCGUAGCCCAACACGCAGGGUUGAAUACAAUCACAAUGGUGACAUAAAAGCAGAAAGUCAAAGAUUAUCUGAAUCCUGGGGCUCUAACAGAGACAAACGCACCCCACCCCCUCCCCAAAAUGUGCCAAGAACCCCUCCCCGUCCUAAGGUCUCUAGAGAACAAACUCCCCGUAAUCAAACCCCAAGGGAAGAGUCCCAUAGGGCUCCUCCUAGGUAUUCAACUACUCCAACAGAUCACAGAAAGCGAGCAGACCAGAGCCGGGAACCAGCAUCAGGAACCUAUACUAACCACACCAACGAAGAUUCAGGGAUUAACGUCAAUUCACCAGUUGACCACUUUGAUGCAUUAGACAGAAGGAAACAAGAGGAAGACAGAAGAGAUGACCUUCAUCAGCGUCUUCACCCUGACAACGAAGAUGAUCACCAAAGAAAUGGGGAUCAGAAUGAUGAUGAGUGGGAGCGAAGACGCCGUGAGGAAGAGGAGCGAAGGCGUAGAGAAGAGGAGGAACGAAGGAGGAGAGAAGAAGAGGAAAGGAGAAGAGAAGAGGAAGAAAGGCAUCGCCUGGAGGAAGAGAGGGAGAGAAUACCAAAGCAACAGUUAACAGGUUCAGAUGAGGUUUCAACUGUAAGCUCCGAAAAUACACCAAUUGCUAGUAAUGAAGGGUCGAGAACAACAACACGGGGAAAACAGUAUCAACAGAGUCCAUCAUCUGCUUUUACUGAAAAUUCAUUGAAUUUCAAUAAACGGGGAAAUCCUUCGAUAAAUCGGAAUUCAGAAAAUUACAACAGAGAGCAACAGAGAAAUCAGAAUUCGGAAAAUUAUGGCAGAGAGCAAAGGGGAAAUCCCUUGAUAAAUCAAAAUUCAGAAAACUUUAACAGAGAGCAAAGGGGAAAUCCUUUGAUUAACCAAAAUUCUGAUAAUUUUAACAGAGAGCAAAGGGGAAAUCCUUUGAUAAAUCAAAAUUCAGAAAAUUUUAACAGAGAGCAAUGGGGAGAUACUUUGAUGAAUCAAAAUUCAGAAAAUUUUAACAGAGAGCAAAGAGGAAAUCCUUUCAUAAAUCAGAAUUCCGGAAAUUACAACAGGGAGAACGGGGGACCCCAUUUUAUAAAUCAGAAUUCAGAAAAUUUUAACAGGGAGCAACACAGAAAUCCAGUGUUUAAUCAGGAUUCGAAAAAUUAUCACAGUGAUCAUACUCCACCAUAUAGCGAUGAUUCAGUUUAUAGUCAUAAAGACAGAAUGAAAGUUCCUGGGGAUGACAAAAAUUCUGGAAAUUCUUACAAUAAUAAAGGUAGAAGGAAGGAUCCCCAAAAUUCUGAAAAUUCAAUGAAUUACGAUCAGGAGAGGUUGAAACUUCCUGAGACGGAUCUAAACAGAUUCCCUUCACCACCUCCACUUCAGAUAAAUGAUUCAAGUCAGGUCCAUGAAACAGAAUCAUCAAAGCAAAACAAAAAAGCUGAAAAAGAGCGUCUUCUGAAAGAAUUGGAAGCUGCCCGUGAAGCCCGGAGAGCUGUUGAGAAACAAAGGGAAGAGCUAGUAAAAAAGGCCAAGUUAAUGCAGACGAAAACUCAGAAUCGUCGAAAUCAUGCCAGGGAUUUAUGGAAGAAGCGUUAUUUUGAAGAAAAGAAAAAGACGCCACCCUUGGAAGAGCAGUGCAACAGAUUACGACAUGAACUAGAUAUCAUUCAUAGAAAAUUAAUGAAUACAUUGGAAGGACCUUCUAAAGAGAAAUCCACCAGACUGGGCGACUUGAAACCUUCCCAAAAGAAUAAUUAUAAAAUACAAGCUACGAGAUUGACUCAUGAAAUUGAUGACAUGAGGCGACGACUCGAGAAUGCCAAGAUGAAACUGACAGCUGAGAUGAAGCUACGCAACCAGGCAGAGACAGAACUUCGAGCCCUGCGGGCAGAACUGACCCAACAGAAAAUUCAACUAACCCUGAGUCGAAAAGAGCAGUUAGCCAAAUUGACUCCCACCACGCAUGAUUCUCGCCUUAUGACAUCAUCAUAUUCGUAGCAAUUUUUUUGUUGACAUAAAUUAUAUCUUAUAUUGAUAUUAUUGUAAAAAGGAAUACAUGUUCAGCUUUAUAAAUAGCAAAGUUAAUUUUAGUUAAAUUUAAUUAUUUUGCCAUCAUUUUAUAAUGAAGGUCAUAUAUUGUAUAUUCAUAUUUAGAGUCAGUGAGAUUUAUCUAUCCAAAUCUUGUAGUAUACAAGAUGCAUAAAAUUGUUAUACGACAUAUUUUUUGUGAUUAUAUAGAUGGAAAAUAUAUAUUGAGUUGUAAAUGCUGGAAUGGUUCCAAAUGGGUUUAUAGAUUUUAUGCACUCUGGGUUUAAGCUUUAAUAAAUGCUCUGCAUUAUAGAUAAUAGACUUUCUAUUAUUUUAUUAGAUUCAGUUAUCUUCACAUCAAUUUCGGAUGCGUCUUUCAUUAGAUAAUAAUUAAAGAGUCUUAAAAUACCAUAUCUUAAAUUCAAAAUUGACACAGAAUAGAGAGAUGUGCUUCUAUGACAAAUCAGUCGCACAUUUUGAGCAUAUAUGGAUUAUAAUUAGAAAAACAAAUGUGCAAUUCAACAUUUGGAAGGAAAAAAUGUAAUUCUUUCGUUACGUUCCUGAGUCUGUGUUUUCAACUUCCUCAUAAUUUGACUAGAAUUAAAAAUUACUUCCGUUUGGUAGUGUGACAGUAUAGUAAUGUUUCUGUUGUGCUAUGAUAAUUUUUUUCACCGAUUUACGUGUAUGUAUUGUUUGUUGAUCUGUGAUAUUUCAUCAUUGACUGUGAUUCAGUUCUUAAUCUUGCAUGUUUUGAAAGAUUGUGAUGUUAUUUUUUUUGUGUUGUUACAAAUAAUCAAGAUUUUUCUUUCUUCCUAUACAUAUAUUUAUAACCAUUGCAUACAACAAAUUUACCAAAUUUUGUAUUUGUUCACAUCUAGUGAGUUCAUUUUAGUAUCUAUUUGAAGUUUUAUACAUUCAGUUUUCAUUGUCUUUUAAUUCCAAGGCUCCUUGAUAGAAAAUCUGUUAAUGAUCAGGAAUAUAGACAUUAAACCAUGAACCUUACAUAGAUCACUUUCUAAGCCUUGUGUUGUAUUUAUAUAAAUGCUAUAUUCUGUACAUCAGUAUUUUCUUGUAUUCUGUCUUCUACAAAGAUUAUUUAUUUACAAUUCCAUCCUUUUCUAUAUUUUAUGUUUUGAAUGACAGUAUUUGGUACAUGAACCCAAAGUCUUUUGUCAAAUUGAAUAAAUCUUUUAUUGAUUAAA
This is a messenger RNA of Saccostrea echinata, 4046 nucleotides long. Its product is annotated as spermatogenesis-associated protein 1-like. The transcript is spliced from 15 exons. The record is from RefSeq and is a predicted model, not a curated record. NCBI's taxonomy places the organism in Eukaryota, Metazoa, Mollusca, Bivalvia, Ostreida, Ostreidae. The coding region runs from base 118 to 2814 and encodes 898 amino acids.